This is a messenger RNA of Sciurus carolinensis (gray squirrel), 2414 nucleotides long. It is a transcript of the gene Mboat7, whose product is annotated as membrane bound O-acyltransferase domain containing 7. NCBI's taxonomy places the organism in Eukaryota, Metazoa, Chordata, Mammalia, Rodentia, Sciuridae. Gene Ontology annotation, biological process: lipid modification; phosphatidylinositol biosynthetic process. The transcript has 8 exons. Gene Ontology annotation, cellular component: mitochondria-associated endoplasmic reticulum membrane contact site; membrane. The record is from RefSeq and is a predicted model, not a curated record. The coding region runs from base 376 to 1794 and encodes 472 amino acids. Gene Ontology annotation, molecular function: lysophospholipid acyltransferase activity.
CGAAGCGGAGGCCCCGCCUCCUCCGGAACUUUGAGCUCCUGACCCCGCCCUCCUGGCGCCGUGCUGGCUCCUCCCGGCUCUAAGCUCCCAGCCCUCCUCUCUGGGAGCUUGUGCUGCUGCCGGUUCACGUACUGGUGCUCCGCACUCGGGUCUAGCAGAUUCGUCCUGUUGGCUGCUUCUAGCCUGUGCUCCCAGUUCCCUCUCUACCCAGCCUAUCCAGCGCCCCAACUGCCGCCGCGUCCCGGGCCCCGACCGUGAGGCCCGGCCGGCCCCUGCUGGAGCAGGAGGCGCGGGGGCGUGCUGUGCUGGGAGGCGUGGCGGCGGACGCGGGCUGGGACUGCUCGGUCGCCUCCAGCCCCGCGGGCGUUUCAGAUCAUGUCACCCGAAGAGUGGACAUAUCUGGUAGUUCUUCUUAUCUCCAUCCCCAUCGGCUUCCUUUUUAAGAAAGCUGGGCCUGGGCUGAAGAGAUGGGGGGCAGCAGCUGUGGGCCUGGGACUCACCUUGUUCACCUGUGGUCCCCACACUUUGCAUUCUCUGAUCACCAUCCUUGGGACCUGGGCCCUCAUUCAGGCCCAGCCCUGCUCCUGCCAUGCCCUGGCACUCGCCUGGACCUUCUCCUAUCUCCUGUUCUUCCGAGCCCUCAGCCUGCUGGGCCUGCCCACUCCCACGCCCUUCACCAAUGCCGUUCAGCUGCUGUUGACAUUGAAGCUGGUGAGUCUGGCCAGUGAGGUCCAGGACCUACACCUGGCCCAGAGGAAGGAAAUGGCCUCAGGCUUCAGCAAGGGGCCCAUCCUGGGGCUUCUGCCCGAUGUGCCCUCCUUGAUGGAGACGCUGAGCUACAGCUAUUGCUAUGUGGGAAUCAUGACAGGCCCGUUCUUCCGCUACCGCACCUACCUGGACUGGCUGGAGCAGCCCUUCCCGGAGGCCGUGCCCAGCCUGCGGCCACUGCUGCGCCGCGCCUGGCCGGCCCCGCUCUUUGGCCUGCUCUUCCUGCUGUCCUCCCAUGUCUUCCCGCUGGAGGCCGUGCGUGAGGACGCCUUCUACGCCCGCCCGCUGCCGGCCCGCCUCUUCUACAUGAUCCCCGUCUUCUUCGCCUUCCGCAUGCGCUUCUACGUGGCCUGGAUUGCCGCGGAGUGCGGCUGCAUUGCCGCGGGCUUCGGGGCUUACCCCGUGGCUGCCAAAGCCCGGGCCGGGGGCGGCCCCACCCUCCAAUGCCCACCCCCCAGCAGUCCGGAAAAGGCGGCUUCCCUGGAGUACGAUUUUGAGACCAUCCGCAACAUCGACUGCUACAGCACAGACUUCUGCGUGCGGGUGCGGGAUGGCAUGCGGUACUGGAACAUGACAGUGCAGUGGUGGCUGGCACAGUACAUCUACAAGAGUGCGCCUGCCCGCUCCUACGUCCUGAGGAGCGCCUGGACCAUGCUGCUGAGCGCCUACUGGCAUGGCCUGCAUCCUGGCUACUACCUGAGCUUCCUGACCAUCCCGCUGUGCCUGGCUGCAGAGGGUUGUCUGGAGUCGGCCCUGAGGUGGCGGCUCAGUCCCGGGGGCCAGCAGGCCUGGGACUGGGUGCACUGGUUCCUGAAGAUGCGCGCCUACGACUACAUGUGCAUGGGGUUCGUGCUCCUGUCCAUGGGCGACACGCUUCGGUACUGGUCUUCCAUCUACUUCUGCAUUCACUUCGUGGCCCUGGCCUGCUUGGUGCUGGGGCUAGCUCUGGGUGGGGGCAGCCCCAGCCGGCGGAAGACAGCACCCCAGGCUGCUGGCCUUGCCCCAGAGAAGCUUCGGGAAGAAUAGGCAGCCAGGCACCCCCAGUGCGGCACCGUCCGGCCGCCAGGCUUCUGCCUGGGAAUUCCUUGAACCAGGCUGUUGUCUCCUCCCAGAGCCCCUGGAGGCUGGUGGCCUGGAGAGGACUGUGCUUCCCAGCUAGCCACCCUGCCUCCUGCUGAAGCAGAGCUGGGGAUGCCCCUGCCCCUGGCGCUUGGCCCUGUGCCUGCAGCAGGCCACUCCCUUGAAACCAGGGUCCUGUCCUCACUGCUCCAGCCUGCCGGUGUUGAGAGAGCCUGGCUUCCCCAGGAUGCCAGGGCCAGGCGGGUGGCCACGUGGCUUCUUGGGCAGAUUCCCUCCUGAUCCGUGGUGUGGGGGCAGGGGCUUCAGGGUCAGGAUCUGGGACGGGGAAGCCUCUCCCUGGUCUUGGUCCUCGCUUGUCUCAUCAGAGCAGUACUUCAGGGUGCACGAGAACGCGGCCUUCCAUUUCCUGUGGGGGACUGAGGCGCAGGUGGCCUGCCAGCGACUCUUCUCUUGCAGCUGCCACCUGAGGGCCCAGCCCACUGCCACCCCAUUGUCAUCCCUUGGCCUGUGACAGGUCAGAGUGUGUAAAUCUUUCCUAAUAAAGUGUGGCACAGGCAUCUGUUCGU